AUGUCUCAUUUCAACAAGAACGUCCUGAGCCCGGUGGCUCGUUAUUCCUACCGCCGGACAGGUCGACGGAUUGAACGAAUCAACGAGCGAGAGAUACGUUCGGACCGAUACCCACAAAAUACACAGGAGGAGAUCUCGAGCUUUAGAGCUCAGAUCGCCUCCAGUGGCUCGGAUAUUGGUGGCGGCCCCUACCCUGUGCCCGGUAGCGUCGCCUUUACUGGCCCCGGCCAACCUAUCACCGGUCCAUGGAACAAUGGCAUGUACCUCCAGCGCCCCCAGCAACAGCAACAGCAGGGGGCCUACCACCCUCGGGCUAACAAUGGCCGCCCUCGCGACCAUUACUACUACGCCCACGCGAGGUACAUGCCUCAGGAGGGUGGCGACAGCGCCCCCCCCUCUUCCUCCUCUUCCUCCACCUCGGACGAGGAGGAUCAGGACCAGCCGGACCAGUCCAACAGCUCCUGGACCCAGGAGCCUUGGUUCCAAGCGCACGAGCUGUGGGCCCAGCAGUUGGCCCUCGAUAUCGACGAGUGGCAGGCCAAAGAGGACGCGAUCCUCGCACUUCACUGGGCCGAGGAGGCUGCUGCCGCCGAGGCCGCCCGGGCUAGGGCGAGACAGAGCCCCGCUCCAGGGUCCUGGGCUGCCGGGGCGGCGUUCUGGAACGCCACCUACAACCGAUUCACCCCUUCCUCCGCGGAGGACUUCAACUUUGCCCGCCCCAGGUUUUACGAGUACGACUCUGACGACACCAUGUCGAACGAGCAUGACUCUGACUACACCAUGUGGGACGACUACGAGCUUUACGCCGACUGGUCGGACGACUAUGAGGUCGACGCCAACGGCUCGGACGAGUCUGACCCCAAGGCCAACCUGGAAGAGGAGGAGGACUUGUACAGCCCUAAGUAG
Molecule: messenger RNA, 906 nt
Organism: Cordyceps fumosorosea ARSEF 2679
Lineage: Eukaryota; Fungi; Ascomycota; Sordariomycetes; Hypocreales; Cordycipitaceae
Exons: 1
Coding region: 1-906 (301 amino acids)
Source: RefSeq, a predicted model, not a curated record